AUGCGAGGAAACUCAUUUGUGUGUGUCAACUCGUUUGCUUCUGAGUCGAGUCGAAGGCACAAGCGUGGGCGACGGUGCGUGCGGUCAGUCCGCAGAAUGGCGUUUCCCCCGCCAGUCGCCGCCAUUCCGCCACACCUUUGCGCAUCCAUUCCCGCUCUUCCGACCGCGAUUUCCAUUCGCCAUCCACAUUCCAGCCACUCAAUCCCGUCUGCAGCUGCCGCGUCGCCGUCACGCCUCGUACACCUUAGUACCGCGUCGCCGUUAUCUCCCCUUUCAACAGCCUCCACUUCUUACCGCGGACACAGCCAGCAUCCCUCCACCGCUAUCAUCACCGCCGCCGCCGCCGUUGCGGACGGAGACGCGAUCGCUCCCACGUUUUCCGGCGCGUCCGGCGCCGUGAUCCCCGCGGUUGAAGCCGCCGGGGCCAGCGCCUUCGCGGCAGUUUCGCCGUUGAGUCCUGGAUCGCACGAUCGUCAGAGUGGCUCGACUAGCGACGGUACCGCUGCGGCUGCGGCUGCUACCCUGUUGUUUCGGUCGCGGAAACCGUCGCUGCUGCGACCCAACGCGACGAAUCGGCUGGAAUGCGCGACAACUCGCGAUAUGUCGCCAGGCUUCGCGCAGAAUGUCGGUGCAGGGGCGAAAAGGGUCGCCCGUGUUACCACGCAGACCGCGGGGGCGAUUUCCAGCGUCCUCCGACUUGCGCCUUCCGCCGACGCCACGCGUGGAGGAAACGGGGACGACAGCGGGCGGGGCAGAGAAGCGCAGAGGCGCAAAGGUGGGCAGGCGGAGCAGCGGCGGGGGGAGGGGAGAGCCCGGGCGGAAGAUGAGGGGAGUUUGACUGACGAGGAGGAGGAGGAGGGACAUCGGCGGAGGGUGCGUUUGGGGAAGGAGCGGCGGCUGGGGCAGCCGUGGAACUCCGGGAUUUCCCCCGCCGGCCAGCGCGCGUUCCGCCGACUGCUGCUCGGCGCGGACGGGGAGCGGGGGAAGGCGGAACGGGUGCUCAGCGCAUCUGCGGAAGCGGAGGCGGAGAGGCAGCAGGGGAGGGCGGGGAACUUCGGGAGAGUGGAUCGGUGGUCGCGACGUGAGCAAGGGUGGGCGGGCGAUGGGCGCGCGGAUGGUCCCGGAUGCGAUGAGGGCGGACGCGCGCUGGAGAUCCGCGGAAAGGGCGGGCAAAUGGCGGAGAAGGGAGAAGGGGAAUUGUCAGGGGAGAUAUCGGCGAGUGAUAUUAUGGCAAUUCUGAAGGGGUUGGGGAACAAGGGGCGGUGGCGGGAUGCGCUUGCGGUGUUUCACUGGGCGCGUGAAUGCGGAAAGAUCGGCGGGAGCUGCGCGGAGGGGGAAGAGGCGUGGCGGGAGCGCGGGAACCCGAUGGUGUCGCUGGUGCUGCGCAUACUGAGCCGAUGCGACCGCCCGAAUGAGGCGGACGAUUUGUUCCGCGCGCUCGUGGCGGACGGCUGUGCCCUUGAUGUAUAUGCUUACACCGCCAUGAUGAGCGCGCUCUCGCGCGCGGGGCGCUUCAACGACGCGAUCGCGCUCUUCCACUCGAUGCGCGCGGACGCGGGCGUGGCGCCCUCUAUAGUCACAUUCAACGUGGCGCUCGCCGCGUACGCGCGCAAGCGCGGGUGUUUCCACCACAUGGCGGCGCUGCUGCAGGAGAUCCGGACCGUUGGAUUGACGCCCGAUGAGUAUACGUAUAAUACGAUGAUUUCGGCGUGUGCUGAUGCGAUUGCCAAUGAGGAGGCGGGGGAUUACAUCCAAGAAGCGGAGCGAAUCUUUGCUGAGAUGCGGGUGGCAGGGCUGAAACCGACACGUGUCACGUACAACGCGCUGCUGGACGUGUACGGGAAGGCAGGCCACGUGGCACUCGCCCAUUCGGUGCUGGAGUCCAUGCUGGAGGCGGGCGUGCGGCCGAAUCUGGUGACUUAUAACGAGAUGAUCAGCGCGUGCGCGCGCAAGGGGCUGUGGCGGGAGGCGCGCGGGAUUGUGGAGUCCAUGCUCCGCGGAGGGGAGGCGGAAGGGGGAGGGGCGGAGGGGGAAGGGGGGAGGGGGGCAGAAGAGAAGGGGAAAGUUAAAAGGGAGGGGAAAGCGAUGGUUGGGGCUGAUAAGAUUGAGGGAGGAUUGGCAGUGGGGAAAGGGGUGGCAGGAGGGGUGGCGGAAUUGAGGGGGAAUGAGGAAGGGGAGGAGGGAAGAGACGAGAGAGCAGGGUUAGGGGUUGGGGGACCAGAGAAAGAAGCUUCGGGGAAGAAGGAAAGUAAGGAGGAUCUUAUUCUCCCUCCCAAACCGGAUGUUUUUUCCUACACUGCCCUGAUAGCAGCAUACGGGAAGGGCGGGCAGGUUGAAAAAGUGAGGGAAACUUACGAGAUUAUGCUACAGCAGGGCUGUUUCCCAAAUCUUUUCACCUUCAACAUUCUCCUGGAUAUUUACGGGAAAAACAAGCUCUUUGCUGACGUGGCAUGGGUCAUGGAUGAGCUGGCAGCGAGCGGGAUCAAGCCCGACGUGGUGACGUGGAACACCCUGAUUCGCUGCUAUGGCCAGGCGCAGAUGCUGCCGAAAGUCGAGGCUACUGUAGAGGCGAUGCGAAGAUCCGGCUGCCGCCCGAAUCGGCGCACUUACAACGGUCUGAUCGACGCGUUUGGACGGUGCGGAUCGGCCGCUGAUGCAGCAGCGGUGUUUGAAGCAAUGAAGUGUGCUGGCCACACGCCAAACACUGCCACCUAUAUCGCUCUGCUUGCCGCCCAGUCCCGAGAAGGCCUGUGGGAAGAAGCCGAAAACACCAUAGAGACUAUGAGACGAACCGGUUACGCUCCCGAUGCUCUCGCUUACUCUUGUCUUAUUCACGCGUACGCUGCAGCUGGCGAUGCAAGCAGGCUUCUAGAUGCGGUUUCCCGGCUGGAAGCUACUGGGAAGAUUCCCAGGUCUACCUCCCCCAGAUGCCCCUGGGAGGUGCACAAGUCGCUGGUUUUGGCGUUUUGCAAGUGUGGGUGUGUGGGGGAGGCAGAGGCGGCUUUAGAGAGGAUGAGGGGGAUGGGGCAUGUUCCCGAUCUGGUGGUGUGGAAUGCGGUGCUGGGGAUGUACGGGCGGUUGGGGAGGGUGGAGAGGGCGGAGAGGGUGAGGGGGAAGAUGAGGAGGGAGGGUGUGGGGGGGGACGUGGUGACUCAUAACGUGAUGAUGAGUGUGUAUGGGAGGGAGGGCAUGAGUGAGAGCGUGGAGCGGGAAUUUGAAGGCAUGAAGGCCCGAGGGGUUGCACCGGACGCUGUCUCUUACUCCUCCAUCGUUCUCACGCUCUGCAAGGUGGGAAGAGUGGAGGCAGCUAGUCGCUACGUGGCAGAGUGCGAGGCGAGCGCCCUUUCCCUCUCCCCUGCUGCUCUGAACGCCUUUGCCUCGGGCUGCAUCUCUGCCGGGCGGCCCACUGAUGCCGUCAGGGCAAUGGAGGCAGCGGAGAGACGUGCCGGCAGGGCACUGGCUGCAGUGAAGGCUCUUGCUUUUAAAUGCGUGCUGGGCGGCCCACUGAUGCCGUCAGGGCGAUGGAGGCAGCGGAAAGACGUGCCGGCAGGUGAGCAGGCAAGGUGUGUUAUGGCUCUCUCCCCCUGCCACCUGCACCUCUCAACGCCUUUGCCUCGAGCUGUCUUUCUGCUGGGCGGCCCACUGAUGCCGUCAGGGCGAUGGAGGCAGCGGAAAGACGUGCCGGCAGGUGAGCAGGCAAGGUGUGUUAUGGCUCUCUCCCCCUGCCACCUGCACCUCUCAACGCCUUUGCCUCGAGCUGUCUUUCUGCUGGGCGGCCCACUGAUGCCGUCAGGACGAUGGAGGCAGCGGAAAGACGUGCCGGCAGGUGAGCAGGCAAGGUGUGUUAUGGCUCUCUCCCCCUGCCGCCUGCACCUCUCAACGCCUUUGCCUCGAGCUGUCUUUCUGCUGGGCGGCCCACUGAUGCCGUCAGGGCGAUGGAGGCAGCGGAAAGACGUGCCGGCAGGUGAGCAGGCAAGGUGUGUUAUGGCUCUCUCCCCCUGCCACCUGCACCUCUCAACGCCUUUGCCUCGAGCUGUCUUUCUGCUGGGCGGCCCACUGAUGCCGUCAGGACGAUGGAGGCAGCGGAAAGACGUGCCGGCAGGUGAGCAGGCAAGGUGUGUUAUGGCUCUCUCCCCCUGCCGCCUGCACCUCUCAACGCCUUUGCCUCGAGCUGUCUUUCUGCUGGGCGGCCCACUGAUGCCGUCAGGGCGAUGGAGGCAGCGGAAAGACGUGCCGGCAGGUGAGCAGGCAAGGUGUGUUAUGGCUCUCUCCCCCUGCCGCCUGCACCUCUCAACGCCUUUGCCUCGAGCUGUCUUUCUGCUGGGCGGCCCACUGAUGCCGUCAGGGCGAUGGAGGCAGCAGAGAGACGUGCCGGCAGGUGAGGAGGAAAGGUGA
Closterium sp. Yama58-4 is the source of this 4395-nucleotide messenger RNA. Lineage: Eukaryota; Viridiplantae; Streptophyta; Zygnematophyceae; Desmidiales; Closteriaceae. The record is from the annotation of a GenBank genome assembly.